Molecule: messenger RNA, 4939 nt
Organism: Columba livia (rock pigeon)
Lineage: Eukaryota; Metazoa; Chordata; Aves; Columbiformes; Columbidae
Gene: KANK4
Product: KN motif and ankyrin repeat domains 4
Exons: 10
Coding region: 316-3357 (1013 amino acids)
Biological process (GO): negative regulation of actin filament polymerization
Cellular component (GO): cytoplasm; cytoskeleton
Molecular function (GO): protein binding
Source: RefSeq, a predicted model, not a curated record
GGAGCAACAUGAGCUGUGGGAGAAGGAGAAAGGGCCAAGGGUCUGUUUGUGCUCCACACAUGGGAACAGGGCUUCGGCAGGGUUAAUUACAGACAUUGAGACCUUCUGCGGCGUCUACUAAAGAUGCUGCUCGAGUGGCGGCAGCUGCCGGCAUUUCCGCGGGAGAGGCGCUCAGCAGCAUCACUAAUGCGUUCGGCUGGGGAGGCGCAGCAUGCGGAGGGCGAGCGCUGGCUGCAGCCUGCAGCACCAGGGUGAAGCAACUCAUCUGCCCUUGCUUGUCAGAGGAUGUUUAACUGACAGCGAAUAGAGCACACCAUGGAGAAGGCAGAUGCAAACGACCAGCCACCCAAACCCGACGGGGAGAGGGACCAGCCCCGCAGCCUCCCCUACUCAGUGGAGACACCGUACGGCUUCCACUUGGACCUGGACUUCCUGAAGUACGUGGACGACAUCGAGAAAGGGAACACCAUCAGGAGGAUCCACAUCCACCGGAAAGCCAAGCAGCCCAAAUUCAGCACCCUGCCCCGAAACUUCAGCCUGCCUGAGAAUGGCUCUCGUGGAUGCACAUCUGCUCCCAGCAAAAGCUGGACCUCGACCUGUUCCUUCCCCCAGAGAAAGGCAUCCCUGGGGGCAGACGAAACGCCCCAGUCCCUCUUGCCCAACGAGCUGACCCUUCCACUGCACGAUGAGCUGAGUUACCGGAGAAAAGCCCUUUUGGCGGAGACGCAGCGGCAGGCAGAGCUGGGGGAUGAGCUCCGGGGGCGGCCGCAGCUCCUGCGAGCCUCCAGCCUGCCGGCUGCCCUGCCACCCCCGCCAGGGGACCCACCCGUCCCCUCACCCCUCCGGCCACCUCCCCAGCGCUGCCACGAGCAGAGCGGCUCCAAAAGCACAUUUCACCCCACGCCACAUUCGCCCAGCUCCAACGGCAUUGUGUUGAACCUCCCGCGGGAGGCAAGCAUGGAGGAAGGUGCCUCCUCGGGGCAGAAGGAGCAUCGGGGUGGGGGCAGCCCAGGCCUGGGGCAGAUGCAGCCCCUGUGGCAGAGCCAGCAUCCUGCAGCGCUGCAGGUGGUGAUAGAGAGUGGAGGUGAGGAGGGCGAUGCCACCGAUGCUGGUGGUCGCUCCGCCUUGACUGGGGAUGAACCAACCUCACCAGCUGCCUUCCAGCUCACAGAGGAGAACACAAACUCUGGGGAAAGGGAGUUAAGUGUAAAUGAAAUUGCUCCAAAUGUGCUGAAGAAUGCAGAGGAAGGGAGUGUCCAGGCUGGGGAGAACGAGGAGAGCUGUGGUCCUCAGCCUAGCAAUGCAGGAGAGCCCGGCAGGGUUGCGGUGCUGAAGCAGCAGGUUGCUGCUCUGGAGGACCAGCUGAGCAAGAAGAAGGAAGAGCUUGAGCAGAUCAGGGCAGUGCUGGAGCAGCAGGAUCGGGAGAUUAAGGAAAAGGAGAAAAGCAUUAAGCUCCUGGCCAGCUCUAAAGCUCAGCUGGAAGAGAAGCUGUGCCGGAAAAACACGAAAGAGGCCAAGCCACCGUCCAGACAGAGCAGCAGGGCUUUGCAGUGCCACGAUGCUGCGGUCAACACUGACCUCUCACAGGUCACUGGGGCCAAGCAAGCCCAUGAUAAAGGCAUCAACGUCAAUAUCCCACUCUCCACCAAAUCCAUAGGAUGCAGCGUCCGCAGAGCAGACAACGUGAACACGCAGGCGAUGGAGGUGGGUGCUCGGAGAGAUCAGGGACCGGCAGACGUUUGUUCUGGUGUCACCGGAGAGGGACACAGACAUUUUGGUGAAGCUGACAUUGAGGCUGGCCUUCCUGCACCGUGCUUCACCCAGCUGAAGAUCGAUAAGCACCUCAGUGAUGACAAUCAAAAUCACAGGAAUAACUGCAAUACCCAGAGUCUCACUGCUCACGUGGUGACUGCAGAAAGCUGUCAGGGAACAAGAGCGGGCUCAAACAUGGGAGAAAACAAGGCAGGCUUUGGUGAAGAUAAACCUCGAGAUGGGCUGGAAGAGGAAGGUCCCCAUGACCAUGAAGAUGUCCCUGCUGUUGACCCCAUCAGCCAAUAUGUAAAAAAAAUCCAGGAGCUUUUGCAGGAGCAGUGGCUGUGUUUGGAGCACGGCUACCCCGAGCUGGCCAGCGCAAUCAAACAGCCGGCCUCCAAGCUCAGCUCCAUUCAGAACCAAUUAGUUAAUUCCUUAAACUCGUUGCUGUCUGCCUACUCUACGCAAGGGCCCGCGGAUAAGGAGAAUUCGAACGCACACUAUCAACAGUUGGAAAUCUCUCCAACCACAAGUCUUAAAUCUAUCAUGAAAAAGAAAAGUUAUGGUUUCCAUGCAGGAGGCAAUGGGACCAAAAAGAAUCUUCAAUUUGUUGGGGUAAAUGGUGGCUACGAAACUACUUCAAGCGAAGACACAAGUUGUGAAGACAGCCCAUCGGACGCGGAGAGUGAGACGGAGAGAAGAGACGAUGGUUUGGAGCCCACGCAGAUGAAAGCUGGAGGUCAGAGUGAGGGGACUUCAUCCGGGACCUCCUUGCCGGAGAGAUGUGAAGAUGCCGGCCCGCAGGAGCCAUCGGCAGAAGCAGCACCUUGUGCUGAGCACGAGGGUGACAGAUGCCAACCCUCUGAAGAUUUCCUUGCUGACUGCCAGCUACUCAGCGAGCACCUCUCAGAAAUCAGGACCACAAGCGACAAACAUCUGCGGCAUGUCCUGAGCACCGUCUGCCAGGAGUGGUUCCAGGUGUCCAGCCGCAAGACUUCCAGCCCGGAGGUGGUGGCAGCAUAUCUGAAGGCACUGGGGACCAUCCAGCCCCAGCUCCUGGCAAUGGUGGUGAACCUGGCUGACAGGAACGGCAACACGGCUCUUCACUACAGCGUCUCCCACUCCAACUUCCAGAUUGCAAAGCUCCUGCUAGACACUGGUGUCUGCAGCCUGGACCUGCAGAACCGCGCCGGCUACACUGCGGUGAUGCUCACCCCGCUGGCGGUUGCCGAGACGGCUGAGGACAUGGAGGUGGUGAUGAAGCUGCUGAAGGAGGGGGAUGUCAACCUGCGAGCUGCCCAGGGGGGCCAGACUGCCCUGAUGCUGGGGGUCAGCCACGAGCGGGACGACAUGGUGCGAGCCCUCCUCUCCUGCCAGGCUGAUGUCAACCUGCAGGACGAGGAGGGGACGACGGCCCUGAUGGUGGCUUGUCGACAGGGCAACGCCGACAUCGUCCGGCUCCUCUUGGCCCAGCCUGGAUGCCAGGUUGCGCUGACAGACAAGGAGGGUAACUCGGCCCUGUCGCUGGCCCAGCGCGGGGCCCACGGGGACAUCGCAGUGCUCCUGCGGGCCCACACUGAGCAGAGCCCAUCCCUCUCAGUGUGACCGGGCCAGGAGAAAACAUCGGGAUGGUGAAUGGGGAACAAACAGCUCCUGCUUGUAAACAGCGCUGCUCCCAGGGCCAGCAUUGUGGGUUUCCUUAUGUACAGGGUGAUGAACCCUGUCAGUUAUCUGCAUACAUUUCCCAUGUCUAAUUCUCCUCGUUAAGCCUGCUUAACCCCCCCUAAUCUGUGCACAUUGCCACAGGUGACACCAAGCUCUCCUAUACACUCCUGCCGUAUAGAUUUGGCAGGUGAGCAACCAAAACAAAGCAGAAAAGCACAUUAGCAGAACAAUACUUAAUCUUUUGUAACCUUAGAUUAUGGUUGUCCUUUUAAUCAACUACUUAACUGUAUCUCAUUUAACUUGUAAGUUUGUGUCCUAAUAUUUAUUAUUAGCUCUCCUGUAUGUAGUGGCAGGCAGUGAUUAUUCAGUAUAUGUAACAACAAACACAAGCUGGAUGGAUUAUGUAAAGUAUAAAAUCCUAUUUAUGUUUGCUUAUGUGGGUUUGGUGCAAGAAUUAAGAAUUAAUGCUCUAGGAAAAUGAGUAUACCAGACCCAAACACACAGACAUUGUUUUGCCUCUAUUCAGAAUUACCAUAUGGCUCCUAUUUUCCCUAAUUAAGUUAGAACUAGCGAGGAAGUGCAGCCCGUUGACAAGCACCGUGCAUCUGCACACGUGGUGCUCGGGCACAGCGGGUCAGGUUAUCUGAGCACGGCACGAAGGGAUCACAACAGCUUCCCAUCCCUGGGUGUGUUAGCGUUAUCCCAGGGUUUCAGGAGUGAAUCUGCUGGCAGACGCCUGUUGUGCAAACCGCUGCUCUGCGUUUUUCCCUCAUGCUCAACUUUCAGAUGCCCAAAAUACCCCCGUGUAAAUCCAGAUUCAGUUGCUGGAGUUGGCCAGUGCCAGGGCCACCCCUGCCACACGGCACCCAUAGGGUCUGUCCAGCAUCACCUCAAAUCAUGCAUAGCGCAGUUUUUUUUUCUUAAAACCACUGGUAAAGAGGGAGGGAGGGCUCAAGCCUUACUUUUCCAAAUGUUUUUACGCUGUUAUUACGUCACUUUGUAUUGGGAAAUGCCAUUUCAUAAGGUUGUGCUGCAUCAGGACCCAGUGGAUGCUCUCCACAGGCUUUGGUGGACCUGGAUGCUGUCAGCAGUUGAGCUGGUGCCAUAAAAACAGUUCUACUUCCCAUCACUAAAAGCGAAUCUCCCUAGUUAGCUAACUACUUUCUGUGUUAGUAAGCAGAAGGUAAUCCUGGACUACAUGUGUUGCUUCUAAGUCAAUUCACAUGGUGAUGAAGUCACUCCUGACCUGCCUCCUCGGCUUCCCUUGUGUUUGCAGUAUGUGGCAAAGCCAUUGCCGAGUCCCUGUCCUCACGCUGGUGACGCUUACUGCCUUGCAGGAGGGAAGGACACCCCUGCCCUCUGUUUUCCACCAAAAUCUGCUGUCUGAUCCCUUUUCUUUGUUUUCCUUAUGUUUUUAUUUGGAAGAACUCAUCAUCUCGCAUGUCUCGCUGCCUUUUUUUUAACUCUGUCCCAAAGUACAGUUACCUACUUUAUGUAUAAAUAAACACGAGUUAAACCUUUA